CGCUCCAAUGGGCGCCAGGGCCGCCCCCGCCCGCCGGGCUAUAAGAGCGGGAGCGGAGCGGCGAGUCCCGGCCAGCCCAGCCCAGCCCAGCCCCGCGGAGCUCAGCCCAGCCCCGCGGAGCUCAGCCCAGCUCGGCAGAGCCAGCGCUGCCGGAGCCCGGAGCGGCGCGCACCGCGCAGGCACAGCCCCGCUCCCGGCGGGGGCUCCGCGCAGCUUCCCCCGCCAGCGGAGCCAGCGGAGCGGUGCCUUCCCCCGGGAGGAGGUGGGAGCUCGCCGGGAUCUUCUGUCGGAGCCGGCUCGGCGGGAGCGGGACGCGGAGCCGUCCCCGGGAGCCGUGGCCGAGCCGCUGUCAUCUCUCGGGGACCUGGAGGCAUGGCCGAGCAUAUGAUGAUGCCGAUGAGCCACGGUGGCGCCGCGCUGCAGGGCUACCGCAUGGGGGUGAGCGGGCUGCAGGGACCCCCGCAGCACGGGCAGCAUGUGCUGAGGACGCUGCCCGGCGCCGCUCAGAUGAUGCCCUACGGAGGGGCUGGCAUGGACGGUGCCAUGAGGCCGAGAGCCAGCCUCAGCGGACAGAUGGGCCACCACCAGAUGCAGAACGCGAUGAUGUUCAAUGGGCCGGGGCAGCAGCAGCAGUACAUGGGGCCGGUGGGCACCCAGCAGCUCAUGGCCAGCAUGCACCUACAAAAACUCAACACGCAGUACCAGGGCCACCCGCUGGGCAUGAGCAACGGGCCCAUGGGAGCGGGUGCCCAGCAGUACAGAGUGGGGCCGGGCCAGCACCCGGGCAUGCAGCACAUGCCCUCACCGGCGCUGACAUUGAAUGUUAUGGACACUGAUCUUAUAGAUGAGGAGGUCUUGACAUCCCUUGUCCUGGAACUGGGGUUGGACCGGAUUCAGGAGCUGCCAGAGUUAUUCUUGGGACAGAACGAGUUCGACUUCAUUUCAGACUUUGUUAGCAAACAGCAACCCAGUGCCAUCAGUUGCUGAGGGGCUUUGAGCUCCUCCUUGUGUCUUGGUGGUUUUGAGUUUGUUUCUAACUUUUCCCCACCUGCCAUCCUCCUCCCUUCCCCUGCCUUGCCCUGUCCUGGAUUCCUGCCCUCCCCAAAGGGACAAUCAUCGGACACUGGCUUGCAAUGGAUUGCUUUUCUCUUCUGUGUGUUUUUUCUGUGUGGGAGUUUCUGGAGAGGGGGUUGGUGCACCCCAAACAAAGAGGAGAUCAAGAGCUCCUGCUGUAGAACUGCCUCUAAAUGGCAUUAACAGGAUUUCUGGCUUAAGUAGAAAUAAUGGACUUAUGACUUUCCUCAACUAGGCUUGGAGCACAAGAAGCCAUAGGCAGCUGGAAGCCCUGCUGGUAGCUGGAUUUGCUCGUGGAAUCUGUGGUGCCAGUGGAGUUGAAGGAUCCUGAGAGAGAAUUGUCUCCCUGGUGCAUGGUUUGAACCAGUUUUCCCUUGCUACCAUGGGUGGGGUUAGUUAUUUGUUGGGAUGUUUUACUGUGACAGUAAAUAGGUCUUCAGUCGUGUCUGUUCAGCUCGGGAAGGGGCACUUCCCCAUAGCAGGCUUUUUUUCUAACUCGCAAAAAUAAAGUAUGCCUUGGGGAAGGGUGUGCGUUUGUGCCUAAAUGUUCAUCUCCGUGGAACUUCAGAUCUCGGACCUGUACUGCUAAUCAGCUGUAAAAUUUACCAAGUGUUUGAGGUUGAUUCAGGCAUGAGGCUUAAAGCUGCAGUCUGGCUCCACUUUUUUCCACCUCUGAAACCAAAUAAAGACCCUGUAACUGUA
Molecule: messenger RNA, 1776 nt
Organism: Agelaius phoeniceus (red-winged blackbird)
Lineage: Eukaryota; Metazoa; Chordata; Aves; Passeriformes; Icteridae
Gene: CITED4
Product: Cbp/p300 interacting transactivator with Glu/Asp rich carboxy-terminal domain 4
Biological process (GO): regulation of DNA-templated transcription
Cellular component (GO): nucleus
Molecular function (GO): transcription coactivator activity
Source: RefSeq, a predicted model, not a curated record